Messenger RNA from Diuraphis noxia (Russian wheat aphid), 1541 nucleotides. RefSeq names its product irregular chiasm C-roughest (gene rst). The record is from RefSeq and is a predicted model, not a curated record. NCBI's taxonomy places the organism in Eukaryota, Metazoa, Arthropoda, Insecta, Hemiptera, Aphididae. Gene Ontology annotation, molecular function: cell adhesion molecule binding. Gene Ontology annotation, cellular component: cell-cell junction; plasma membrane. Gene Ontology annotation, biological process: cell-cell adhesion.
AUGUUUAACGUCGGGACGUCUUUUAUCGUUUCACAGAUAUCGCUGGUCAUUGCCGGGCCCGCGAGGAAGCUGGUCGAAGGGUCGGACGUGCAGUUCCUGUGCCUGACGAAAGCCAACCCGCCGGAAGUGAACUACCGGUGGUUCGUCAACGAUCAGUUCGCGCUGAGCGAAGUCACGUCCGAACUGUGGCUGUUUAACAUAUCUAGGAGACUGCACAAUUCGUUGGUCAGGUGCGAGGCGCAAAAUUCUGUGGAGAAAACAGAGGAAUCCAAAGCAUUGAGCAUAUUAUAUAAACCUCAGUUCAAAAAUCGACCGAAAAACGUYCAAGCGGAUCCCGGAACAUAUGUGACGAUCAUGUGUGACGUGGACAGCAAUCCGCCACCGACCAUCGAGUGGACAUUCGAGAAAACAAAAAAAGUGAUGAGCACGACCAGCAACUUGACGGUGUUGGUGUCGAAUUUGACGGUCGGCCGAUAUCACUGCAGGGCCAUCACGUCUGGGUUUGGUGAGGUAAACGCCGAGGCUUCGGUGACCAUGAGGGGCAAACCGAUCAUCGACAGCCCUCUGGUCCAGUACGGCACUCUGUCCGAAACGAUCCGGCUCGAGUGCGUCGCCAAGUCCGUGCCCGUCGCCGACCGGAUAGUUUGGACUUACCAUAACACCGAAAUCGGCACCAAGAACGAUCAGAAACAUUAUUCGGUACUCGAAGACCCAACGGACGACGGCGUAAAGAGCUCWCUGAUGGUCAGGAACUUGAAACAAGAACAGUUCGGAGCCUAUAACUGUACGGCGUACAACGACUACGGGUCCGACUCGGCCGUAAUCGUGCUGGUGCAAAAAAGAGACUUUAUGCUGAUCUUGGCAAUCAUUGGUGCCGUGGGCGGAAUCGUCGUCGUGAUUUUGAUUUUCUCCGUAAUCGGGUUUUGUAGACGUACAACGACUCAGAAAAAGAAGAAAGCCAAAUCCGAUUUCAAUGGAGAGUUGGACACGGACAACAARCAAAACGCCGUGGCCAGGGAAUCUGACGCGUCGUCGAACGUGUCGGACAUCAAAAUGGAGACGGGCACCGGGUCGUCGCUGAGCAACUACCGGUACAAAAUUGACUACGGCGCAGAUUCGAUGACCGUGACGACAACCGCGACCGCGGUCGACGACCAGCAACCGCGGUCCGCUACCCCGAAGAGCGGUGGUGGCAGCCAGACCACCCUGCCCCGCGGCGGAGGCGGCAUUCCCUUGGCCGGCCCGGUUCCAGUCGAUCCCAGAUACGCCACGGCCGCCAGUUACUUGGGACACCUUCACCCACACAACGUCAUGCACCACCCGCUGGCCAACGGCUCCGUUAUUGGCGAUUACGCGGACCCACUCAACUACGUCAGAUACACCACCAACCAUCUCGCCGUGAGUGUCGCUCAUAUUAUUACGUCCUACCCUGCGCAUUAUAACGAUAUGCAUAUAGGGACUACCCCAUUCCCCCAAUGUCAAAAGAAUCUCGAUUAUAAGGUUAUAGAUGGCUGAUUUUCAUCCAAGAAAUUCAACUCUCC